This is a messenger RNA of Trypanosoma rangeli, 3675 nucleotides long. RefSeq names its product topoisomerase. Gene Ontology annotation, cellular component: nucleus. Bases 1 to 3675 code for a protein of 1224 amino acids. Lineage: Eukaryota; Euglenozoa; Kinetoplastea; Trypanosomatida; Trypanosomatidae. The record is from RefSeq and is a predicted model, not a curated record. Gene Ontology annotation, biological process: sister chromatid segregation; DNA topological change; resolution of meiotic recombination intermediates. The transcript has a single exon. Gene Ontology annotation, molecular function: DNA binding; ATP binding; DNA topoisomerase type II (double strand cut, ATP-hydrolyzing) activity.
AUGGCGGAGGCUGCCAGGUACAAGAAACUCACCCCCAUCGAUCAUGUCCUCGUACGGCCGGAAAUGUACGUCGGCAGCGUGGAGACGAUCUCUACGGCGAUGUUUGUCUUCGAUCACGACAAGGAACGGAUGGUGUGGGAGCCAGUGAAGCUCAACCACGGCCUGCUGAAGAUUGUGGAUGAGAUUCUCCUCAACGCCUCCGACAACCUUGCGAACAAAAGCGCUCGCAUGACGUACAUUCGCGUCCACAUCACCGAGUACGGGGAAAUUACCAUCGAGAACGACGGCGCCGGUAUUCCUAUUGUACGCAGCAAGGAGCACAAACUCUACAUCCCCGAGAUGGUGUUUGGUCACCUCCUUACCAGCUCCAAUUACGACGAUGCGAGUCAAUCCACCGUUGCGGGACGACACGGCUAUGGUGCGAAGCUUACAAACAUUUUGUCCCACCGCUUCUCCGUCUUCUGCCGGACGAAAGGGAGGGAGUUUCACAUGACUUGGCAGGAUCACAUGCGUAAGGCGACGGCUCCGCGUGUGUCGAACGGCGAUCCAAGGGAGAAGAAUGUAACGCGUGUGAAGUUUCUGCCAGAUUACGAACGCUUCGGCUUGAAGGAGAACAAAAUUUCACAUGACAUGAAGCGGGUGCUUCACAAGCGCGUCAUGGAUUUGGCCGCCAUGUUCCCAAACAUUGAAAUCUCACUAAAUGGUGUCCCGUUCGGCUUUAAGUCCUUUCACGACUACGCCGUGCUGUACAGCACCCCAAUCGCAGGUGGGGAAAGGCCGCCGGCGCCGUUUGUGUACGAGAGUCGCAAUGGCGCCAUCGCGUUUGUACCCUCUCUUACUGCUGGCAUCCGUCGCAUCUUUAGUGUGGUGAACGGUGUUGUGACGCACAAUGGCGGCACCCACUGCAACGCGGCGCAGGACAUCCUACAGUCCUCCCUGGAGUACGUUGAGCGGGCGCUCAAGAAAGAAAACAAGGUGAUUGACACAAAUCGUGUUCUGCGGCACUUUACCAUCCUCGUGUUUCUUGUGCAGGUGCAGCCGAGGUUUGACUCGCAGAACAAAGCGCGCCUCGUCUCCGCUCCGACGAUGCCGCGAGUACCAAGGCAAGAGCUUACGGAGUUUCUGCUGCGCAUGCCGUUUCUCGAGGCACACGUGAACACCAUGACGGGGCAACUCGCGGAGGAGCUGAACAAAGAGAUGGGUGCCGGGCGACGCAUGAGCAGCAAGUCCCUUAUCUCUUCCAUUACAAAAUUAGUGGACGCCACCACGACACGUCGGGACCCAAAAUGCGUUCGCACCCUCAUCGUCACGGAGGGAGACUCUGCGAAGGCGCUCGCGCAGAACUCUCUGACAAGUGACCAGAAACGCUACAUAGGGGUUUACCCACUGCGUGGUAAACUGUUAAACGUACGGAAUAAAAACCUUAGACGCCUUAAAAACUGUAAGGAGUUGCAGGAGCUCUUCUGUGCCCUUGGACUUGAGCUGGGGAAGGUCUACAAGGGUGCCGACGAACUGCGCUACCAGCGCUUACUCCUAAUGACCGACCAGGACGCGGAUGGAUCGCACAUUAAGGGGCUUGUCAUCAACGCCUUUGAGUCAUUGUGGCCCUCGCUGCUUAUCCGCAACCCGGGCUUCAUCUCCAUCUUUUCCACGCCCAUUGUGAAGGUGCGGCUGAGAGACAAGUCCACCUACUCAUUCUUCAGUCUGAAGGAGUUUCAUAAAUGGCAGAAGACGCAUGGAAACGUACCCUACACGGCAAAGUACUAUAAAGGUCUCGGUACAUCCACCACGGCGGAGGGGAAGGAGUACUUUAAGGACAUGGACAAACACACCAUGCGGCUUCUGAUGGAUCGCAAUGAUCACAAGUUGCUCGACAGCGUGUUUGACUCGCAGGAGGUGGAGUGGCGCAAGGAUUGGAUGACAAAAGCAAAUGCCUACAGUGGGGAGGUGGACAUUGAUCGCAGCAAAAAGACACUCACGUUAUCCGAUUUUGUUCACAAGGAGAUGGUGCAUUUUGCCCUUGCCGGCAAUGCCCGCGCCUUAGCACACGCGGUGGAUGGAUUAAAGCCCUCACAACGGAAAAUUUUGUGGGCGCUCUUGCGUCGCUCAAGUAAUGAGGCUGCCAAAGUGGCGCAGCUGUCGGGUUACAUUUCAGAGGCCUCUGCCUUCCACCACGGCGAAAUGUCCCUGCAAGAAACGAUUAUUAAGAUGGCUCAGAAUUUUACCGGUGGCAACAAUAUUAACCUACUCGUUCCGGAGGGUCAAUUUGGUUCGCGUCAGCAGAUGGGCAAUGACCACGCGGCUCCUCGCUACAUCUUUACAAAACUUUCUAGUUUUGCACGGAUACUUUUCCCUAGCGAGGAUGAGUCUCUCUUGGACUACGUUGUAGAGGAGGGGCAGCAGGUGGAGCCAAACCACUACGUUCCAAUCAUUCCGCUGCUGUUGUGUAACGGGAGUGUUGGUAUUGGGUUUGGUUUCGCAUCUAAUAUCCCCCCGUUUCACCCACUUGAUGUUUCAGCAGCCGUGCGCAGUAUGAUCAAUGGUGAGAGUGCCAAGGUUGUCGUGCGGCGGCUUGUGCCUUGGGCCGUCGGCUACCAGGGUGAAAUACGUCGAGGCCCAGAAGGGGAAUUCAUCGCGGCUGGAAGUUACAAUUACUACCUCGAUGGUCGUGUGCACGUGACAGAGUUGCCGUGGACGCUUAGCAUUGAGGCCUUCCGCGGCCACAUCUCGCACCUCGCGUCGAAGGAUGUCGUGCAGCGCAUUGCCGACUACUCUGGCGCAAACCACGUUGACAUUGAUCUGGAACUCACGAGGGGUGCCAUAACGACGUACGCAGAGUGCGAGAGCGAGCUCAUGUUGAUUCAGCGUGUCUACAUCAAUGGGACGGUCUUUUCUCCAAACGGUGUUCUCACCCCUUUGGAAGGUGACUUGGCACCUGUGCUGCAGUGGCACUACGACCGCCGCCUGGAUCUUUACAAGAAAAGACGCCAGCGCAACUUGGGGCUUCUCGAGGCCGAACUCGCACGGGAGAAAUCAACGUUAACGUUUGUGAACCACUUCCGCAGUGGAAAAAUUGACUUUGUCAAUGCCACAGAUGAAAGUCUGGUGAAGACCUGCUGCAAGCUGGGCAUGGUGCGUGUGGACGAUGGCUAUGACUAUGUGCUGCGCAAACCCAUCAUGUUCUACACAAGGACGAGUCUCGAAAACCUCGGUCGCAAGAUUAUAGAUAUUGAGAAACGCAUCGAGAAACUUAAAAAGACAACGCCGGUGCAGCUUUGGCUAAACGAGCUCGACCGCUUCGACCGCGCCUUUGAGGAGUACGAGAAGGCGGCGGUGGCGUCCAUUCUCAAGGAGCGACGGGGGCACCCGUCUACAGGGGAACUUAACCGAGCCUUGCAGCAGCCGCGACUGGAGGUGGAGGAGCCUAAUGCCCCCUCCGCUGGGGGUAGAGGGGUCCCAAUGCGGGUAAAGGUGCGAAAGUACACUCCCCCACCGCCGAGCAAGCGACCCCACACUGACGGUGGCGGCGGCAGUAGCAGCGCAGCGGCGGUGGUGGCACACGUAAAGGCCGCAAAGAGGGCGGCGCGGGCGAAGGGUGUGCAGAAGCUGCUGUUGGAUGCCGCUUCUCAGCAAGUAGCACGUGUCAUUUCGCGGUUGCCGUGGUUCCUGUUUUGA